Pangasianodon hypophthalmus (striped catfish) is the source of this 871-nucleotide messenger RNA. RefSeq lists its product as uncharacterized. The record is from RefSeq and is a predicted model, not a curated record. Bases 1 to 750 code for a protein of 249 amino acids. Lineage: Eukaryota; Metazoa; Chordata; Actinopteri; Siluriformes; Pangasiidae. The transcript is spliced from 5 exons.
AUGAACAUGACUAGCAUUCCUUCAGCAAUAUCAGACACCAUUCUGAACAUGACACUCUUGGAUCUGGUGCCUCACUUCCAAAGUUUCAGCCCUGGGGACUUUGCCCUGUGGUUCCAGACUUACCUUUCCUUCUUCCUUCCUGGGAUUGGUCCAAACACCCUGUCGAUCAUCCCCAUGAACAUCAGCUGUGACUCCUACAGAGAGAUAGUGAAAGGACUUGAUAAUGUGUACAGUGACCUCUCUGCAACACAGUCCGACACUGUCUUCAAUUACACACAAGACUAUCUCAAGUACCAGUCCAGCCAAGGCCUGAGCUGCUACGGCAGAGGAAGCUUCUACGUGUUCCUGAAACAGAUGUUCCUCAAUUUUGGAUUCCCUGACCUGAAAGAUUUCCUGUCUCUGAUCCCAGCUGACCGACAGGCAGAGCUUUUGGGCUCCAUCUCUCCGGAAGAACUCAGCGAGUUUCUGAACAGGCCAAACACAGUCAUUGAUGGUUCUGAGCUCUGCACACUCCUCAACAACUACAAUAGAACCAAUCAAUACCUGGAGAUGGGGUCUGUUUUAUCCUCAGCUUUGGCCAGCCACACGUUGGGGUGUGUGUGGCCUCGUGCUCUCAAUGCCUCGUCUCAGGCUGAUGUAGAACAGUGGUUUAAUGUCACCGUGGUUCACUACCUGCCCUACCUCAGUUCUCAGCUCAUCAGCUCUGCCCAGCUCAGUGGCGCCUCCUGUCUGUCAUACAGGAAACUGUGAGUAUUUGUUUGAUGUACCAUUACACAGGGUUGUCAGCACAAACACUGCCCCCUGUCUCUUGGCUAAAAAAUUGAGGAUCUGUACUAAAAUCACUUCUAUAUGUAUAUAUGUAUGUAUGUAU